AUGGACAGCCUCUUCCGGUCAGUGACCAUAGAGAGCGGUGAGUCAGUCUCUCCUUACGGCGUGACGAGCGUAGCGAGAGAGAAGGCGUUCCGCCUGGGGCAGGUCCUGGGAUUCUCCACCAACGACUCCAGGGAGUUGCUGGACUUCCUGAGGACGCAGGAUGCGCAUGAACUCGUGGCACACGAUGCGGACGUCCAAACAGAAGCUGAGAGGCUGUCCAUGAACCCGAUGGUGUUCCUGCCAGUGGUUGAGCCCGACUUGGAGGGUGCUUUCAUGACAGACAGGCCUGCCAACAACCUCAGGGCAGGUCGCUUCAACAAGGUGCCGGUGCUGGAGGGAGCUACGUCUGGAGAGGGAACCAUCUUACUAGGCCCUCCGCUGGAGCCUGCCUACCUGGAGGACGCGGCGCUGCUGCAGCAGCUGAGCGACCACUUCGUGGAGGCGGUGUCCACCCUGGUCCACCUGCCCACGUCGGCGCAGCGCGAGCAGGCCGCACUUCAGCUGCGGGACUUCUACUUCGGGCACGAGAACAUCACGUUGGACGACGCGCAGGCCCUCGUCGACAUGACAAGUGACAUAUUCUUUGUGGAACCAGCGGACUCAGCCGUGCGGAUCAUCGCCAACCAUUCCGACGCUGGACCCCUGUAUUACUACCAGUUUGAUUAUCGGGGGCCAGAAUUAGGGAACUCAACAUAUGGAACGCCGCAUGCUUCUGACGCACAGUUGCUCUGGUUGCGCCCCGAUGAGUCCCCACCAGAUGCGAACACAACAUUUGGACUCUUGAGGAGCAAUUUGGUCAGACUCUGGAGCAACUUCAUCAAGUAUGGGACCCCGUCACCAGAGGGAGAAACCAUCGUGUGGACGCCAUUCAACAACGCCGACCUCAACUACCUGCACAUUACGGACACUUUCACAAUGGACCAGAACGUCAACCAGGAGCGGAUGGACUUCUGGCACCAGAAUAUCCCUCUGUAUUAGAUGAGAAGACGAGACGUUACAGAAUACGGCUGUUAACGUAGCUGCUGUAGUUCGAACAUUAGUUCCUUCAUUUUGCAACUAGAUUUAUUUCACAGAUGUCAAUCGUCUCCCAAAACAUACAUCUUUCU
Messenger RNA from Schistocerca serialis cubense, 1106 nucleotides. Its product is annotated as cholinesterase-like. The transcript is spliced from 7 exons. NCBI's taxonomy places the organism in Eukaryota, Metazoa, Arthropoda, Insecta, Orthoptera, Acrididae. The record is from RefSeq and is a predicted model, not a curated record. Bases 1 to 978 code for a protein of 325 amino acids.